Messenger RNA from Erigeron canadensis, 879 nucleotides. Its product is annotated as PRKR-interacting protein 1. NCBI's taxonomy places the organism in Eukaryota, Viridiplantae, Streptophyta, Magnoliopsida, Asterales, Asteraceae. Gene Ontology annotation, cellular component: nucleolus. Gene Ontology annotation, biological process: negative regulation of protein kinase activity. The record is from RefSeq and is a predicted model, not a curated record. The transcript is spliced from 2 exons. Bases 64 to 612 code for a protein of 182 amino acids. Gene Ontology annotation, molecular function: protein kinase binding; double-stranded RNA binding; protein kinase inhibitor activity.
UACAUACACACUGACUAAUAUACCUAUACAUUAUCUAGGGUUUUAUAAUUUCCGUCCAAAAAAAUGUCCAGUUCAGGACGCCCGUCGACGGCAACUGGAAGAGAGUUACAGAUUGUAUCUUCAGCCACUGCGCCGGCAGCGUCAGAUAGGACGGCGAUUUCCGCACUUCCGCCACGUCAUCCGAAUAAUUCGUCUGCAAUCGUUGAAUAUACAGCUCCUGUAGCUAGUCAAGAAGAUGAAGAUCUAGAAGUGAAACUACGUCGUAUUAUAGAUUUGGUACCUGUUCGUGUUAACAAUACUUCCGGCAGUUCCGCUGGUUCUGGCUCCGGUGACUUCCAUCAGUAUCGACAAAUGAGACGGAAAGAGCAAGAUCGGCUUGCAAGAAUGGACGUUGAUUACCAAAAAAGGAAAGAAGCGGCAGAGUUCAAUAAGAGGAGAGAAGAAAGAUUAAAAGCAACAGAAGAGCGCACUGCUAAGAAGCGAUUGAAACGCCAAAAGAAGAAGCAAAAGAAACAAGAAAAGAAAAUGAAGUUGGAAGCAGGCAACCAGGAAGAAGAUAGAAAAGAAGUUAAAACUUCAGAUGAAGAUCAAGAUUCGGGCAAUGAUGAAUGAUCCAGAGUACAUGUAUCUGAAUGCAGGUAGGAUGUUUGUUUGUUGGCAUCAGGUAGAUUUAGAAUGGUGGAAAUGUUACUGAAAAUAGUCAUGGCCUGUGCUUAUAUGUUGUUUUGAUUGGUCAUUCUGAAUACCACUGAUGGUCUCUUCAUGAUGUGGUCAUCAGUCUCUGAAUUAUAAUUUUGUAUUAUGAUAGAGAUUUUGUAACAUGUAUUGGGCAUAUGUUAACAAUUUUUAAUGAAAUUCAGUUUCAUUUUCAGAAGAUAA